UUGUCUCUCAAACCUAGGUCCGAAGCACCGACUACCGUUAAAACUCCUCAAACUGCCUUACUCGAACCCCUUCUCUUCAGCCCUGUUUCUCCGUUGUCGGCCUUUUCUACCUUCGAGUAAAGGGACGCUGCCAAAAGGUCGCCUGACGCCACCGACGCCGGAGCCGGGUGGUUUAGCUAUCAAGGAACUUGAUGUGAAUUUCAUUUACUUUGGUAAAUUUUGAAUUUUUUAUGGUUGAGCUGUGAUAGGGGUUUCUCAAUGGAAUACUUCAGGUUAAUGAUACAGUUGGGGAGGAUUCACUUCUGAGGGUCUCUUUUCCUAAUGGGCUCUCCUGAACGAGUAAGAAGUUCAGGAAAGAAGGACAUAGAGGUUGAUCCAGAUGUAAAGACGGACAGGUUCAGGGAAGAUGAUGACUGGGAAGGUGAUGAUAAGAGAAAGCACAGGUCAAGCAAGUCAAGAAAGCCUGGAACUUUGGAAGAUGCUGAGGGAAUAGAUAGUGGUGGUAGAAAGAAAAGUGCCGGGGACAGAACUGAGAGCCGAAAGAGAUCAGGUGGUUCAAGCAGAGCUGAUAGUGAUGAGGAUGACUAUGAAACAAGGAAGGAGUCACGUACUCGGCAUAUGAAGAAGAAAAUAGAGGACAACACAUUGGAGAAACUGAGCAAUUGGUAUGAAGAAGGAGAAGGUGAAAUCAAGUAUGACAGUGGAUAUAGAGGACAUGGUCGAGUUGAUGACAGUGAAAGAAAGAGAUUGACUUCAAAGUUCUCAGAUCAUGAGAUCUCCCAGGUCAGAGCUAAAGACAAAGAUGAAGCAGUGUUAGAUGGUAACCCUGAAAAGGCGCUAGAUAGAGAUUCUAGAUUUUCUGAAAGAAGGGAAAGUAGUAGAGAGAAGGGUCAUGGUUCUUCUGAGCAUGGGAAAAACUCAAGGAGAAAGUGGGAUGACUCAGAUGUCUUCUGGAAAGAUGAAGAUGGAAACUACACUGAAAAAUCUGAUAUAAGAAGUGGGAAGCUGACUGAGUCUAGGAUUGAGAUUGUUAGAGACAGAAGUGAUAGCAUGAAAUUUGAUCUGAGUGAGAGCAAAAUCAGAGAAUUUGACUCAGACGGUGACAAAGGCAUUAAAGCUCAGGAUAAGGAGGACAGAAGAUCUGAGUUUGAAAGGAAUAAGAGGGACAGGUUGGAAGUUUUAGAGGAGGACCUGAAAGGAAGCUCGUCGAUGCGGUCGAGCAAGGAGAGAAAUGAGGAGCAUAGACACCCAAGAAAUCCGGCUGGUAGGGAAAUUGUUGACAGUCGUGAGAGGUCUUUAAACGCAGAUGAGGAUGGCAAUGCGUGGAUGAGAGACAAGAACAGGAGGGAAAUAGAUACUUCCAACACGUCAAGGACACCUGAGCGGAGUGGAAGACGUCAAUAUGAACCAGACAACUUUGAUAUGGAUUAUGAGCGAAGCACUUCUUUUAGGAGGAAGGAACAAGAGAGAGAUAACUAUAGAGAUGAUAGGUCUAAAGGAAGAGAUGAAAGUUGGACUGAUAGGAGCAGGGAUCGCGAGGGCUCUAGAGAUGCUUGGAAAAGAAGGCAACCUAAUAGCACUGAAAAGGAAAUAAGGGAUAUUGAUACAGCUUAUGAUCAUGGUAGAGAGUGGGAUUUUCCUAGACGUGGUCGGAUUGACCAUGAUAGGCCUCAAGGUCGUUCUGGUGGUAGGAAAGACGGAAGCAGGACUGAAGCAGUGAAAACCUCUUCCAAGUAUGGAAUUUCGAAUGAGAAUUAUGAUGUCAUAGAGAUCCAAACCAAACCAUUCGAUUAUGGAAGGGAGGAAUCUAAAUCCCUCCUUUCCAGAAGCAAUGAACUGGGUCAGCAAUCUGAUACAUUGGCUCCAAAUGGUGAGGAGAAUGCUUAUUCUAGGGAGGAAAGAUCUAGGAAUUCAUAUGCAUCUAUGCAAUCUGGUGAGGAUUCAAAGGAUAGAUUCACAGAUGGGGGCUUUUCUGGGCAAGACCAGAAUUUAUGGAGGGAUGACAAUGACUUUGCAAGAGCAAGAGGCCAGAGGGGUGGUAUGUCUAACCGUGCUUCUGGGGGCCAAAGUUCUAGUGUUGGCUCACAAAUGAUGCAUGGAAACCAGGAGUCCUCUUCCUUUACGAGAUCUGCACCACAAGGAGUUAAAGGGAAUAGAGUUGGACGAGGAGGUAGGGGUAGACCAAUGGGCAGAGAUGGUCAACAGGUUGGGCUUCCAAUGCCAUUGAUGGGAUCGCCUUUCGGGCCACUUGGAAUGCCACCACCUGGACCGAUGCAAUCUAUAACUCCUAGCAUGUCACCAGCACCAGGUCCUCCAAUUUCUCCUGGUGUCUUUAUUCCACCAUUCCAGCCUCCAGUUGUUUGGUCUGGUCCUCGAGGUGUUGAAAUGAACAUGCUAGCUGUCCCACCUGUUCUCUCACCUGUUCCUCCAGGGCCCUCUGCGCCUAGGUUUCCCGCAAAUAUGGGGACUCCACCAAAUCCACCUAUGUAUUUCAGCCAACCUGGUCCUAUAAGAGGAGCACCACCAAAUAUACCUGCACCAAACUUUAACCCUAUUGCACCUAUGGGGCGUGGACAAUCACAGGAAAAAUCCCCUGGAGGUUGGGUUCCUCCUAGAACUAAUGGACCCCCUGGCAAAGCUCCUUCGAGAGGAGAGCAGAAUGAUUACUCCCAAAACUUUGUAGACACUGGUAUGCGUCCACAGAACUUUAUCAGGGAGUUAGAGCUCACUAGUGUUGUGGAGGACUAUCCAAAACUUCGGGAGCUUAUACAAAAGAAGGAUGAGAUUGUUGCCAAAUCGAAUUCCCCACCUCUUUAUCUGAAGUGCGACCUGCAUGAACAGGUGCUUUCUCCAGAGCUCCUCGGUACAAAGUUUGAUGUCAUUCUUGUGGACCCUCCUUGGGAGGAAUAUGUACAUCGAGCUCCUGGUGUUACUGAUCAUAUGGAAUAUUGGACAUUUGAAGAAAUAAUGAAUUUGAAAAUUGAGGCAAUAGCAGAUACACCUUCUUUUAUUUUUCUUUGGGUUGGUGAUGGUGUUGGGCUUGAGCAAGGUCGACAGUGUUUGAAGAAGUGGGGAUUUAGAAGGUGUGAAGAUAUAUGUUGGGUGAAGACAAACAAAACAAAUGCAACUCCUGGACUGCGCCAUGAUUCGCAUACUUUAUUCCAGCGCUCAAAGGAACAUUGCUUAAUGGGCAUAAAAGGGACCGUACGUCGCAGUACUGAUGGUCAUAUAAUCCAUGCCAACAUUGACACUGACGUAAUAAUUGCUGAGGAGCCUCCUUAUGGAUCUACUGCAAAACCUGAAGACAUGUAUAGGAUAAUUGAACAUUUUGCUCUUGGCCGGAGAAGACUUGAGCUCUUCGGGGAAGAUCAUAAUAUCAGGGCUGGCUGGUUAACUGUUGGUAAAGGAUUAUCCUCAUCAAACUUCAAUGCCGAGGCAUAUUGUAGGAGUUUUGCUGACAAGGAUGGGAAAGUUUGGCUGGGUGGGGGAGGAAGAAACCCUCCUCCAGAGGCUCCGCACCUCGUUCAGACAACUCCUGAGAUAGAAGCAUUGCGUCCAAAGUCGCCAAUGAAGAAUCAGCAGCAACUGCAGCAGCAAUCUUCAUCAAUCUCUCUGACAACAGGCAAUUCCUCGAACAAGAGGCCCGCUGGAAAUUCCCCACAAAAUCAUAAUGCACAGAAUAUGAACCAAGAAGCUUCUAGCUCCAAUAUCUCGACCCCAGCUCCCUGGGGUUCACCAAUGGAGGGCUUUAAAGGAAGAGAGGGUGGACUUAUGGCCCCCGAUGAUAGAAUAUUCGAUAUGUAUGGGUAUAAUGCAUCAUUUGGUCAGAGUAAUGCAGAGUUUUUAGACUACGAGUCGCAAAGAUCAAUGAAUUUGUUGUAGUAAAACGCAUUGUACCAAUUAAUUUUUCAUUUCUUGUAUUUUUUGUAUUCCACUCCAUAAAAGGCAUGAAAAUUGCCCCAUCCCUCGUCUUUCCUCUGCAACUCUCUUCCUUCAAAAUUGGGUGUGGCGGCCAUUGGUUUUAGCACCAAAACCUUGUAAAGAUAAUCUGUAAUCAUUCUCCAUUAGGAACUAUAAAGCAAACUUUUGUUCGUUGUUAGCGGUU
Molecule: messenger RNA, 4105 nt
Organism: Coffea eugenioides
Lineage: Eukaryota; Viridiplantae; Streptophyta; Magnoliopsida; Gentianales; Rubiaceae
Product: N6-adenosine-methyltransferase non-catalytic subunit MTB
Exons: 8
Coding region: 322-3882 (1186 amino acids)
Cellular component (GO): RNA N6-methyladenosine methyltransferase complex; nucleus
Molecular function (GO): methyltransferase activity; mRNA binding
Source: RefSeq, a predicted model, not a curated record